Messenger RNA from Purpureocillium takamizusanense, 1973 nucleotides. RefSeq lists its product as uncharacterized. Gene Ontology annotation, molecular function: heme binding; oxidoreductase activity, acting on paired donors, with incorporation or reduction of molecular oxygen; iron ion binding. The record is from RefSeq and is a predicted model, not a curated record. Bases 126 to 1664 code for a protein of 512 amino acids. Lineage: Eukaryota; Fungi; Ascomycota; Sordariomycetes; Hypocreales; Ophiocordycipitaceae. The transcript is spliced from 3 exons.
GGGGAAUAAAAGGCCACGGGCGGCUUGAGGAAACGGUUAAUAGUCUGCUUCGUCUAAGCCCAGCUAUUCCUGGCCCUUUUCCCUGCUACCGCCUCUAUCCAGCGUUGCCCCUGAACUCGUCCGCCAUGGACCACGUUCUCAACCCUUGGCUUGUAGCCAACGACGGAUACAGUGUCCUAGGAAUAUGUGCUCUCUUGCUUGUGUUUGCCGCGGCAUAUCUCGUCUCCCUCGCCGUAUACCGCAUCUGGUUCCAUCCCCUCUCCGUGUUUCCGGGCCCGCCGCUGCUCGCCGCGUUCUACGCCCCAUACGUCUACCAUAACUAUCUCAGGGGGACCUGGACCGUGCAAACGGUCGGCAAGCUCCACCGCAGGUACGGCAACGUCGUGCGCAUCGGGCCCAACCACCUGGCUGUCGACGGCGCCGUGGCCUGGCCCCAGGUGUACGGGCACCGCAGGCAAGGGCAGCAGGAGUUCGCCAAGCUCGCUGGCGUCAGCGUGGGGGAGAACCACAGCAUCACCGACGCCCCUCUGGAGCUCCAUCGCCGACUGAGAAGGCAUCUCGGCGAGGCCUUCCGCGACUCGGCCACGGCGGCGCACGAGCCGAGAUUCGCGCUGCAUGCAGACCUGCUGCUCCGUCGCCUCGAAGAGCGAGCCGACAGAGCCGAGGUAGUGAACAUCGUCGACUGGCUCACGUUUGAUGCGUUCGAUACCUUUGGCGACUUCGCCCUCUCCGAGGCCUUUGGCUGUCUCGACAAGGCCGACUACCACCCCUGGGUGCUCGAGAUUGGACAAGGGAUUCGGGGCAUGUCGACACGCCGGGCAUAUCAGUGCUACCCGGUCUUGGGGCUCAUUGCGGACUCGUUUAGCGUCAAGAGGCAGGCGCAGCAUCUUUGGGACUUUCGAAAGAGCGUUCGGGCCGUGGCGGCUGAGCUCACGGAGCAGAAAAAGGAUGCCAUCGACGGAAAGCAGGAUUUGUUGACGCACAUGAUGCAAAAGCGACACGGCGUCGACGCAAUGUCUAUGCCCGAGAUUAUGGAAAACAUCCCCAUCUUCGUCCUCGCCGGAAGCGAGACAAAUGCCAAUUCGCUUUGCGGCUUCUUCUUCCACGUCCUCCAGCACCCCAACGUAUACGAGACGCUGACCCGCGAGAUCCGAACGGCGUUUAAAGCCGAGGAGGACAUCUCGUUUCGUUCCGUCCCCAGGCUGGAGUACAUGCAGGCCGCCAUCAACGAGGCUCUGAGAAUUUACCCGCCGGGCGCCGAGCUGCCGGCUAGAACAUCGCCCGGAACUUGCAUCGAGGGCAAAUAUGUUCCCGAAGGAGCUCGCAUUUCGGUGCAUCAGUAUUCGACCUUUCGCAACCCAGAGCACUUUGUUGACCCCGAGUCUUUCAUACCCGAACGAUGGCUGUCGAAGGAGCAUCCCCUUUACGACGCGCGCUUUCGCGAUGAAAACAAGGCCGUCUUCAAGCCGUUCAGCGCCGGACCCCGCGACUGCAUGGGUAAGGCUCUGGCGAUGCACCAUUUGCGCUACACCAUCGCUCGGAUUCUGUAUCGGUUAGACAUGACCCCCUGUCCGGGGCAGGAGGGCUGGCAAGAGGACCAGACUGUCCGCUUAUCUUGGGUCAAGGGGCCGCUAUAUGUCCGACUUCGGAGGUGUGCCGCCUAGGGGCCGUCCAAGGCGUUCUGAGCCUUGUUCGUCUUGGAGAGUCGUGGGAGCUCAUUUUCAUAUUCUGCGGAUACCUCUGAUCGAUCCCGGUGGUGCUGCCCAAGCUUCGACCAGCGAGCACUUGAGGCGAAGGAAAGUCAAAGCAAAGGAAAAAGGGAGGAGGGGAAAGGAACCGACGAGGAAGACCAGCAAAACGAUGGCCAAAGUGGCAAAACUUAACGGGUGGGCCAAGUCCGCCAAGAAAGCGGCCGUCAUCAGGGAGCGCGCUUCCCCUCAAGUUCGCUUUUUUCUCUCCGCAACAGGCUGUAG